GGGUGGGGCCGAGCUGUCGCCACCGCCCGGCCCGGUCCGGCCCCGCCAUGCUGGACUUCGCGAUCUUUGCCGUCACCUUCCUGCUCAUCCUCGUGGGCGCCGUGCUCUAUCUCUACCCGGCAUCCAGACAGGCGUCAGGUAUCCCUGGGCUGGCUCCAACUGAUGACAAGGAUGGCAACCUGCCAGACAUUAUUGCCAGCAGAAGUUUGCAUGAGUUCUUGGUGAACCUUCAUGAGAAAUAUGGCCCGCUGGUCUCCUUCUGGUUUGGAAGGCGCCUUGUCGUCAGCCUUGGCUCCAUUGAUCUCCUGAAACAACACGUGAACCCCAACCGUUCAUCGGAUCCCUUUGAGAUGAUGUUGAAAUCCUUCUUGAGGUACCAGUCCAGCCUGAAUGGGGAUACAGGGGAAAGCCACCUGAGAAGAAAGCUGUAUGAAAGUGCUGUGACAAAGUCCCUGCAAAGUAACUUGGCUCUCAUCCAGAAGUUGUCAGAAGAAUUGCUAGCCAAAUGGCUCUCCCUCCCUGAGGCUCAACAUGUACCACUCUGCCAGCAUAUGCUGGGCUUUGCCAUGAAGUCUGUUACCCAGACAGCUAUGGGCAGCAGCUUUGAAGAUGACCAGGAAGUCAUUCGAUUCCGCAGGCACCAUGAUGUAAUCUGGUCAGAGAUUGGGAAAGGUUUCUUGGAUGGGUCCCUUGACAAAAGCACAACUAGGAAGAAGCUGUAUGAAGAUGCUCUGAAAGAAAUGGAAUCUACCUUACGGAAAGUCAUAAAGGAACGCCGAGGCAGAUCAUUCAACAGGCAUGUCUUUAUAGAUACCUUGCUACAGGGGAACCUUAGUGACCAGCAGAUUUUGGAAGAUACGAUGAUUUUCUCCUUGGCGGGAUGCAUUAUUACUGCUAACCUGUGUACUUGGGCAGUCUAUUUCCUGACAACAUCAGAAGAUGUACAGCAGAAUCUCUACAAGGAGGUGGACCAUGUUCUUGGGAAGGGACCAAUUACACACGAAAAAAUUGAGCAACUCAGAUAUUGUCGGCAAGUCCUAUGCGAGACAGUGCGGACAGCAAAGCUUACUCCCAUUGCUGCACAGCUGCAGGAACUGGAAGGCAGAGUCGACCAACAUACUGUCCCCAAAGAGACACUUGUACUUUAUGCUCUUGGUGUGAUGUUGCAGGACAGUUCAUCUUGGCCAUCACCAUACAAAUUUGACCCAGAGAGAUUCAAUGAGGAUUCAGCCAUGACAAACCUCUCCUUGUUGGGUUUUUCAGGAAGCCAGGAGUGCCCGGAGUUGAGGUUUGCCUAUAUGGUGGCUACAGUUCUGUUGAGUGUCCUGGUAAGAAAACUGUACCUUCACCCAGUUAAAGGACAAGUCAUGGAGACCAAAUAUGAGCUGGUAACCUCACCAAAGGAGGAAGCCUGGAUAACGGUGUCUAAGAGAAGCUAAGAACAAGCAAAACAAGGGUCUGGAAGUGCCAGCAGUGAAGUUCUGGGCAAGUGUCUUAAAGGCAGUCAUGCUGGCAGCACAGUGACUCAGCCAAGGAAUUUUAAAUGCAGAUUUUGUUACCUUCCACAUUAUUAACUGCAUAGCCUUCUAGGGUAAUUUUUUCUAAUUCAACCAAUAGUUGUAUUAAAGUAGAUGUAAUCUGUAUGCUUUUUUACACUUUUUGCCCAAAGGAUUGCAAAGGAAGCAACAAAACCAAGCAGUGGUGUAUCUAUGAACUGUUCUGUGCCAGCUAGUCGAAGACUGGGCCUCUGGUUAGUCCUGCCCCUUCCUAACAGCAGGAGGAUCUGGUGGGUAAGAGACUGUGCUGCAGGGCAUGCUUCUUCAUGGAUAGCAAGUAGAUAAGACCUUGAAGGCACAAGGACAAAAUCUUUCUCUCUAUAUAGGUAUUUUUAUUCAAAGUGUCUUUCCUUCCCUUGAGCUAUAGCUAUAACUGUCAAGAAGAGCAGAUACAUCUUGUGGGAAGUAUGCGUGAGUGUGUGUGAGAGAAAAAGAAAGUGGGGUGAGAAUUGCACCAUCGGGUCUCAUGCUACAUAUGUAAUCUUCCUGUGCUGUAGGAUUGCAAGAGGAUGGAUGGCUGAAAAAUGCUAGUAAACGAGGAGGAAUAAAAUUGGUUUGGCCCCUGAGAAAGCAGAAGCAUUAGUAAUAACAUAAUGAAAUGAAAUAAAACCACAGAACAAAGCCCUGGGAAAGGGAUUCUCCAUCCUGACAGUUCAGAGAGCAGCGUCUAAUCUAAUCAGCAUCAGAAAUUGAUGACAGGUGCUUGCAAUUCAUUCGUCACUCGGCCAGCAAUGAGAUUGGUCAUGCAAGUACUGGAAAGGAAGAGUGCUGAUUUUAUAGGGCUCUGAAUUAAUGUUGUGGUUAAUAAGUUAAAAGCCUUUCAAAGAACCUUCCUCCUCCUCCAGAACAAGUGCCAGCCAAAGCAGCAUCACAUGCCACUCAUUCACGUGCUUUUCUGUGCUUCUUUCUUUCUCUCCUGACUGUGACAGAUUUUUGAGCACCUUGCUGAAUAGCUUUCAAGGCAGGGGCCUCUUACCCCUUUAUCUUAGUACUAGUAUUGCCAUCUGACCUAUUCAGGUUAUGUUUCUUCUAUUUCCCAUUUUAUAUAGGAUCACCCUUUAUCUAAUCUUGAUCUUUUCUCUGUAAAUGUAACUUCUUUGUUAGCACCCUCCCCACCCAAACGCUGUGUUGUGUAGGUGAAUUGUUACUCAGCCUGCAGCUGUGUAUGCCUGAGCUGUUUUGCACAGCUACUGAUGCACCCCACAGGGAGGUUCAGGGAUGUGUAGCUUCCAUUAGAGCUACUUUCUACUGCCUAAGCAAACAGGAGAUGCUUCACAUAGGGACAUGGAUGUUUUAUUUAUCUGGGUAGUUGCAAUCCCCAGUGCAAUUCCCAAGUGCAAACAUUGUUCCUUUCUCUGUCUCUUCCGGGUCAGGAAAUCAGCUGCUCUUACAAAAAUGUUUUGGCUGUUGGAUUCCUGCCAAGUGCUGUUCUGAAUGCAGUUCUGUCUGCUCUUGAAGGGUUAACAUUUGGUGCCAGCCUCUGUGGGCACCAGACAAAGAAAAUUCUGCUUUUGGGUUUAGUAUGUCAGCUCUGCUUUUGGUGAAGCCAUGGAGAUUCAGAUUCUCCCCCCACAGUGCAGCGUGUGUUGGGGGAACAGUAGGACAUAGAUGCUGUUGUGCUGUUUUUUGUCUGCUGGGCAGAAAAAGGAAGGUUGUGCAGUUCAUCUUGCUGCCUGUCUUGCAUUGAUUUUUAUAAUGAACUGCAAAAAAGCUCUUGCUAAUCUGACCUACAUUUAACUGAAGGUUGGUCAUUUCCCCAGAUGGCAAUUCGUGUUAGCCUUUGCUUCGCUGCUUAUGCAAAAAUGCCUACUUUUCUUGAAGAUUGCAGAUGUUUUUUAGGCCUUGUGGAGAAAUCUGCGUGAUAAAGGAUUUUACUUUAAAGCAUCCCUAGUGUACAGAGGAAGCAAAAUGGAAAGGAAAAUAAUGGUAGAAUAGCACUGCCCUGCUAAGAACCAGACUAGAAAUUGCUGACUUGGUCACAUAACAGAUCUUGGUCACUCAAUUUUCAUAGAGCCAUCUGGUAGGAAUGAAGCUUUCAGACACCAGAAAAGCUUCCCAGGGGUGAUUGUUCGUACUUCUUUUAACAGUAUUUCUCUGCCUUUCUGGAGCUAUAUGGGCCAAGUGCCUUGCAGCAGUUGCAGGAAUAAAAGGGAAUAAUUCUGUAUAAUUUGCUAAGAAUUUUCAGUCUGUACAGGUAUUGCAUCCUAAAAGACAGUACUCAGUCUGGGCCAUGUUUCCAAACAUGCUACAGGAGUCUGUGGCUGACAGGAGGGAAGAACGUGGCCCAAAGUGGUGGACAAGGCCAAUGAUCAGUUUGUGUUUGCUCAAAACUGCUGCAGUCAAGAAAAGGCCCUGACUCAUCAUUUCAGGUUACGUUUUGAGCUUUGGAAGGAAGGAGAGAAGUGAGCAUCUAUCAGACGUUCCUUAUUCAUUGCUCAGAGUGACACCAAGGACAUGGCCAUAUUGUUUGCUGCAGUCUGUAAGUUUCCAUUCCACAAUUUGUGACAAUCAUUUCCGACAGCCUAACUAUCAAGGUAAAAUGCACUGGUGAUCAGCCAAACUGUAGCUCCUCCUAUUGUGCAACAAAGACCCUUCUUCCUAUGGGAACGUUCAUGGAUCAGUUCUUUCUCAUAGGGUUUUAGUAUGUUCCAGCUGGAAGCUUGAAAUACUGGUUUUGUUCCAUUUCUCCCCUCACCCCUUGUCUCAUGUCAAGUGGUACUUUUUUGGCCUCUUUUUCUAAGGAAGAUGUAGUCAGGUUUGCCUCUCACCCUACUUACGUCUGACCAUUUUCUCCUUUUCUCCUUUUCCUACAAGAAGUAACUUCUAAGCCUUUGGAUCAAAUUAGCUGCAUUUGUCAGGAAUCGGGGUUUGAAAUCUCAACAGAAAUUUAUCAUAUGCAUACAUAUAUAAUACAGGGGACUUUUGCUUUUAAUGCUUCAUAUCUCUACAUCAGAAAGCUACUUCACAACUUCCUCUGGGUGGUUUUGAAGAGCAUACAGCGAAGCUGUUAUUUCAUUCCUUGGACUAUUACUGCAGAACAAGCUUUAACAGAAGGCUGCAAAUUAAUGGAAGGCAAGAGGCUAAAUAUAUCUCGGUGCCUGUGCAACCUGCUGCUAUCAGAAGUAGGCAGCCAGCACGGGUGCUGGGAGCAGUCAGGCCGUUGCAAAUUGACUCUCGUGGUUAACAAAGGUUUGUUAGCCUCAUCUUGGUGGCAACUGGUUAAACAGUUAACGUAACUUUGUGGAGUAGACAGCUUGUUGAGCUAGCUUCCUACUGCCUCCAAAAUAACCCUGAGUGGCGUUACAUCUAGGUUUUAAUUAACCUGGGCUGCAUGUAGAGCUGUUAUUGCAAAGUAGUAAUAUGUGUCUCCUUUUCCCAGCAGUUUAAGGACUUGCUGAUAAUGGCAGUGGCAUGCAGUGUAGGGCUGAGGGCUGUACUUUUUAUUUUGUGCCCUGUGGAAAGGGUGGUCUUUGCAACUUCUGUCCUGUUUGCUGCAAAUGUAAGUGUUGUUUGUUGGACAGAGUGGACAUUUGGUGAUUUAAAGUACCUCCUUGGGGCUGCUCUUUUGCCAGCUCCCCCAUUAGCCAAUUACAUGAACUAGGGGAUGCUGGCAAUGCAAAGGUGGGGAAACUGCGUAUUUAUCUCACUGCAUAGUUCAUUCAUCAGCAUUUUGGUACUACUUGGUCCACAGUUACUUAGUAUUGCCAUCCUGCUAUCUCAAGUGCUGUACACAUUCUCACUGAAAAAAGGUCGUCUUACAUCUCACUGGGGCCAUGGCUGACCUUCCCAAAGUUUGUACUCUUGCUACAGGAAGGGCUUCCUGGCAGGCAUCCUUGGAUAUGGAUGUGUCUUGGUCAGCAGAGUGAAGUCUGCAGAUUACUGGCUUACUUUAUGUGCUUGGAUCCUUUUGUAAGGCACAUGUAAGUGGGUAGAGCAGUACUUUCAUAAAAGUACUGGGAGCAUACAGGACUUCACCCAUUUCCGUAUCAAGAGUGAGAGGAAAGGAGAAAAAAGAUCUGUAAAGAGAACAGAGAUGUUCAUCACCAGUGGGUCAUGCCACCAACAAGUGGAACUGCUGUAGUUACCAUGGCAGCUCGUUGCUACUUUCCUCUUGUCCAAAACAGAAAUUGCUGGAAAAUAUUACCGCCACCUUUUUCUGUAGCAUGAGAAUGUGCACCCACUUUGGCAUCUCUCUCUAGAUUAGCUCAGGACUGUUUCUUAGCAGGCAGCCUUCAACUGAACAAAAGGCCUGUUUGACAUCUCUUAAGAUUUGAUGCCAGUUUUUUGGUGAUAGCAGACGGAGAAGAGGAACUACCACACACAGGGGAAAAAAAAAAGAUGAAAAUGUUUCUCACAUAUGGAGGGUGGGGAAGGAGAGAAGAUAAGGGUUUCCAUGGCAACAUUCCUUGAAGAUAAGUAUUUUUAAAUCUGUGUGAAUUUUAGCAUUCAAAACACAGUUGAGUUUCCCACAAAAAGAUUUAGAGGAGGGUGGAGCGUAAAGAAUCUUUUCCCAUAUUUUUCAGGUCAUUCCUUCUUUUGCUGAGGAGCCUGAUCCCAAGAUAAAUGAAGUAUAUGCAAUUGCUCUGAUGUUAAUGCUCCUGUUAAAGGAAAGUCUUUCCAAGGGGCGAGAAGUAUUGGUCAAAGUUCUGUAUUUGCACUGGCAACUCUGGCCAAAGCAUUUGAUCGUCUCUUUAAUAGGAAAAGUAAUUUAAUUAGAUCAGUGCUAGGCCAGUAAGAAGCCACAAGGACAAAUUCCGGGUUAAAUGCUAUGUAAUUCAGAGCAUGAUCUACACAGAUGACUCUCAGCUCAGUGAUAGUGAUGAUAGAGUGAUAGAGGUCUUGGCCAAAGACGAAGGGAUGUAGCAGAACUGAAUGCAGAGGAGCCAGACGCAGUGUGUCCCUGGUGAGUGCCUUGUCUGCAGCAAUGACAGUGAAACAUCACUGCAGGUAAGCAGCGGAUGUUCCUGUGACGCUAUUAGGCAAGACAUGUUUGUGCUGUUUAUUGAGUAUCAGUGCUGGGGUUGCUCCUUGAAGCUUUUUUCUUCCAUCUCCGCGUUAUUGAGCUCCUUGUGGGCACUGGCAUGCUGUGCUCCCACCUCUCUGCUAACACCCAGGCAGGUCAGCUCUGUCACAAGCCUGGCAGUGAGACAGACAGCCAGUGCUAUGCCUGCUUGGCUGCCAACUUUCUCAUCUCACCAAAAAAGGCUUUUUUUUUUUUUUUUUUUUUUUUUUUUUUGACAGUCACUUCCAACUCAGUAAUGACUCAGACACUGCAGCAAGGGUAAAAUGAUCAUCUUCCCUUUCAGACUUUUACGGCAAAAGGCCCUGGGUGGCCUCUCUGAAAAGCCAGAGCUUGCUGGGCAAAGCUGUUGGCUGGAUUCAGUUCUUUAAUUUAACGGAUCGAACUGAUGCUCCUACAGUGCUGUAUAUCUGCUGGCUCAGAGUCUGUGCUUCAGCAGUAGACGAAAUGAUUCCUACGAACUAUUUGUGUUCAGCAGUCUUGGGGAGAGGUGGCUGGGUGGCAAAGAAUAGCUGCACAUAAAGAGAGGGUGCUGUUAGCUCUCAGGCUCUGUCCCAAUAUGCCUGGCCAUGAAUCGAGGAAACAACACUAAAGAGGAAAGCAGUAAACCAUGUUUGGGCACUUAUUUUUUGAGGUAGCGAGGGGAAGCAAAUAAGAAUGUCUGAAAAAGCAAAGUUCAUUUUGUCAGACUAUGGAAAUCAGCACCUCAGUAUUGUUUUGUUUUGUCUGAGACCUUGAUACAGAAUGAACUCAGAUCUAGGUAAGGCAAGUUAUCAACAUCCUUACAUCUUCAUUGAUAAAGCCUAAUGGGCAGCGUGGAAAAAUCUGAAUUUUGUCACUCUUGGAUUCUCUAUUGGAGUUCAGUGUUAUCAAGUCAAUUAUUUUCAAUUUUGGAACAAACAUUCAUGCCCUGAUGUCAGCACUAGCAUGACGAUGCAUUUGUAGUUUCUUGGACUGAAAAGCAGCUGACUUGCUGAUGCAGGAAUUACUAGCUGCAAGUUAUUGAUUAAAUAUAUCAUGUUUAUUCCUUUGCUUUAGUUAAGGCUGCUGUACCUUUUGUGCUAUACUGGUGCUCUUGUUCCACGCAUUUGCCUUACAGCUGAACCCUGGAAGAUGCAGAAACUCUGGAAUAUCUAAAUAACAGAAGUGCAGGAAUUUCAGUCCCUGCUCGGCAAUCUUCAGCAUCCAAUGUGUCACAAGCUGACUCUUAUUCAUUCUCAGUUGCUUGUAAGUUAGCCUAUUACAAAAAUGGGUUUCAGGACACCAUGGGCAGUAGAUGGCUGUAAAUGGAUUGCUGCUGUGCCAGGGAGCAGUUCUCUUGUUGCACCACUUAUGAACGUCCACACGUAGCUCUAAGCCCCACAAAUAGAGUUUCCAGGCAAAAAGCCCUUCCUUUAGUCAGGCUGCCUGCUUGUGCUUGGGGAGAAAGAUUGUUUGUUGCCCGCUGUGUGGCACAUUAGCUUCUGACCACGUCCUGGCUCUGAUGCGGUUGUCCUGCUUUUGCAAGCUCUUCCAGGAGCCUGAGUGGAGGAAAAGUGCCUUGAGAGAAGAACGAAGUGUGUGAGUUAAUGGGAGCUGACAGGGAUGCCUGCAAGAAUACACCGUCGCGUAUUAUGAAAAAGCAGCUGAACCAAUGGUUACAGCUGCCCCACGUUUACUGGUGAGCCGGGUAUUUGCUAACAGAAAGUAUUUGGAACACUCAGCAUUUCCACUGUGCAGAAUUGAUAUUAAAUUUGUAGGAGUGUGCACCUUGA
Centrocercus urophasianus (Greater sage-grouse) is the source of this 8330-nucleotide messenger RNA. RefSeq names its product cytochrome P450 20A1. The transcript is spliced from 13 exons. The record is from RefSeq and is a predicted model, not a curated record. Gene Ontology annotation, cellular component: membrane. Bases 48 to 1439 code for a protein of 463 amino acids. Lineage: Eukaryota; Metazoa; Chordata; Aves; Galliformes; Phasianidae. Gene Ontology annotation, molecular function: iron ion binding; heme binding; monooxygenase activity.